CACGCAACCGCCAACAGCCCCGCUAUCCACCCGCACCCAUCGUGACCAGGACACCGGGAGCAGGUCUCGCCCGCGCCGUCCGCCACGGCCCCGAUCGAGAUGGACGGCGUUCCGGAGGACAACACGUCCCUAGCGACGCUGUUCAACGUCCAGCGACAGAAGGUGGAGCUCGACUUCAGCUUCUGCCCGCGGCUUGUCAAAGGGACCACGGCGAUAGACGUGGUCCCGCUGACGCCGCACCUCAAGGAGAUACACCUCAACUGCCGGCAGCUCAAGCCCACGCGCAUUACCGUCGAGAACAAGCCCGCCGCCUUCAGCUACCAGAAUCUGUACGAGCGGCUACAACUUUACCCGACCACCGGCGUGCAGCAGUAUCACUUUCCACAACAGCGGCUCCGGCGGCAUGAAGAAGGCGCCGAGGAAGAGCUGGUCAUCUUUGUGCCAGACAAGGCCCGCAUUCGGGAGACAAGAGAAGAAGGCGUGCUAGCGUACACGCCGUUAAAGGUGGUGAUCGAAUAUGUUCUUGAUGACUUCCGGGAUGCUAUACACUUCGCGGGCAUCGAGGACGGAGACGCGCGGUACCCACACGCCUACACGCGCAACUCGCCCUUCCCGGGAAUGGCGUCCUGCCUGUUUCCCUGCGUAGACGACGGCAGCACGAGGUGCAACUUUGACGUUGCUAUACGGUAUCCACGGACCAUGGGGGAUGCGCUCUGCAAGACCGCCCGGACAAGCGGCCAGCCGCAGAUGAACGGUGUGCACAAGGCCGACAGCGUCAUGAGCGAGCCCGAUGAGGAUCAAAACGACCUCACCGAGGAGGAGAAGGCCUUGGAGAUGACGGUCAUCUGCUCCGGAAUGCUGACAGAUGACAUCGAGGACCGCACCGAUCCGUCACGAGCGACCGCGAGCUUCACCAUCGACGCCACCAUGGGCAUUCUUCCCCAGCAUAUUGGCAUUGUUAUCGGACCGUUCCAGCACGUGGACCUUACAGAGUACCGCGACAUCUCCGACGAAGACCGGUUACGCGAGGAGGCUAUCAAGGUGCAUGCCUUUUGUUUACCUGGAAAGGAGGACGAGGCCCGCAACAGCGCCAUGAUGCUGGCAAGGACCCUCGACAGUUUCACCGAGCGUUACCAAACCUAUAGAUUCGGCAAAUCUUAUAAGCUCGCGUUUGUGGACGACUUGGACUGCGACGCGGCACACACGGCCUCUCUAUCCAUAUGCAGCUCCCGGCUGCUCUUCCCGGAGACUGUGUGGGAACCGCUGGAACACACCACCAGAGUCCUCAUCCACGCUGUCGCCAGCCAGUGGAUAGGAAUUGACCUCAUUGCCAAGAGCCCGUCCGACUACUGGGUCAUAUCCGCCAGCUCCUGGUUCAUGACUGAGUUCUACCUCCGCGAACUUUUUGGUCGCAACGAUCACCGAUUUCGGCAGAAAUUGAUGGUUGACAAGAUUAUGCAGAUGGACAUACGUCGACCCUCUCUUUACAAGCUGGGGAAGUACCUACCUCUUGAUCCUGGCGAACGGGACUUCAUGGAGAUUAAGGCGCUGUCAGUGCUCUCCAUCCUGCACAACCGACUUGUGAAGGCGAGCGGGAAGAACGGCGUGGAUCGAUGCCUAUAUCGAAUGCUGUUCAUGCUCGGAAACGGGAAACUUGACAAUGGGGCCAUCUCUACAGAAGAAUUCCGCGAUAUUUGCGAAAAGGUCGGACACCAAAAGUUGGAGAACUUCUUCAAGCAAUGGGUCUACGGAUCCGGCUGUCCGACCUUCGAGUGCUUCCCACAGUUCAAUAAGAAGAAGCAGGUCAUUCAGCUCACCAUCAAACAGACGCAGGCAGACCCGACAAUGUCAUUAGACGACCAUACCCUCUCCGCUGAAGAGUUCAUGAGGGAGGGCCGAGAGAGGCUGCACAAGUUUUACCCGGACCCUGAUUGGCCAGCGUUUGUUGGUCCCAUGACGAUUCGCAUCCACGAGGCGGAUGGCACGCCGUACGAACAUAUCGUCGACAUUAACUCUUCUAAUGUGAAGGUGGAGAUACCUUACAACACCAAGUACAAGCGUUUGAAGCGCAAUCGCUUGAACAAGGAACGAAUGGCUGCCGCGCAAGGACUAGAUGCAACCGGCGAGGCACAAGACGACGUUACCUUCUACUCCCUAGGAGAUCUCUUCUCAACGCCAGAGGAAGCUAGCGAGUGGCAGAUCUCAGAUUGGCCUCCAGACGACGAACAGAAGAUGGAUAACGAAGCCUAUGAAUGGAUUCGCGUGGACGCGGAUUUCGAAUGGAUCUGUCGAGCCAACAUUAACGACAUGCCGUCGUACAUGUAUGUCUCGCAGUUGCAACAGGACAAGGAUGUUGUGGCACAAGCAGAGUCCAUUCAGUAUCUCGCACUUAAACAAGGUCAUCGACUCAUCUCGAGUUUCCUUGUCAAGACGCUCAUGGACAGUCGAUAUUUCCAUGGGAUUCGGACUAUGGCUGCCGAGGUCCUGGCGUUAAGUGCGAUGCAAGAGACGGGAUGGAUUGGCUUUUUCCACCUCAAGAAGGCCUUCCAGGAGCUCUUCUGUCUACCUAAUUCACCCAUGACCAGGCCCAACGACUUUUCUGACCGAAGCUUAUAUCUCAUCCAAUGUGCCAUUCCUAAAGCAAUCGCCAAGAUCAAGCGUAAUGACGGGAAGGCGCCCAUGGAGGUGAAGCGGUUCCUGCUCGACAUUAUUCGGUACAACGACAAUCGGGGCAAUGACUACAGCGAUGAUCAUUACCUCGCUACGCUUAUGCGAUGUCUCACAGAAUGCCUCGUCAGCUCUAAACCGAACCUCACGGACUCAGACCCCACGCUCAGCCUUGUAGAUGAGGCGGAAGAGUUCGACUUCGCUAGGAAAGCUAUUGAAGAGUUGGAGCGCCACCAGCGGCUUGACGAGUGGAUCCCUACGUACCAGAACAUCUACACGACGGCCGCGCUAGAGUGCGCGGUCAAGCUCAUCAAGAACCGCGUUAGGCCAUUCAAGGUUUCGGAGUUCUUGCAGUACGCUCAGAUUGGAAACGCCGACAACGUGCGCCUGAAGGCGUGGGAGUGCCUCAUCCAGCUGGGCGUGUUCAAGAAGAAGGAUAGCGUGAUCAAGUAUAUGCUCCACGAGAUCCACUCCGAUCCGUCACCAUACUUUAGGGCGCAGAUGCUCCGCAUUUUCGGCACUGCUGUGGGGCAGGUCGCCGUUGGAGACGUCUUCGUUCUUGACGACCCUAGCGAGCAGGCCAAUGGAGGUCUCGUCCUUGAAGACAAUACCGGCGUGUCGGACCGAGCAGCCGAGAUUGCGCGCCGCAGGCUGGAGGGUGCUCUUCGCGGGCUGAAGGCUGAUAUGGGACACAAUGAGACUCUGAGGCAAUCGCUGGAGGUUGCUUUGAAGUCAAGGAGCAUGUCGGCACGGGACGUGUCAGAGCUGCUGGAUUUCUGCGAGAUGAUCGUCGACCCUGUCACCAAGCUCGAGAUCACGCUCCAGUACCCGCGAUACUGGAAGGUGCAAUGGCUCGGCGGCCCCGAGGGACGAUUACGCUUCUACCGCGGCGAUCGCAUACGGACGCAACCGUUGCGGCCUUUCCUACCGCAGGCUCAAGCAAAGGCUCAGCCACAAGCCCCAGCUGCACCACCGAUCAAGCUCAAGCUCAAGCCUAGUAGUUCCAAGCCGGGGCCUCCGUCCGCCGCUAUGCCCUCGCCUGCGUCUGUGUCUGCCCCUUUCUCCGUAUCGGCUGAUUCCCUAGCAGUCGCACCCCCGACAGAAGGCUCGGACAGGAGGGCAUCAGAAUGGAUGCCUCCUCCGUCCAUCCAGAAGAGUCCUUCUCCCGCACCAGCCCCCACCAUUUCCCAGGCGCUGUCGCCCGCUCUGCCAGCUAAGCCACCCUCUCCCGCCGCGCCUCCACCACGUCAAUCCACAACGCCUGCACCGCCCGUAAUCGAGAGCCCCGCUGCUAUCACAGCGCCUACGCCGCAAGCCUCCCCACCGCCGCCCGCGCCCUCGCAAAUUGUCAAGAUCAAGGUUCCUACAGCUCGCGCCCCGCCCAAGACAGCGGCUACACCGAAACCCGCCGCAACACCAAAGACCGCCAAGGGCAAGAAGGCUCAGAGCCGCAUCGUCAAGUUGAAACUCGCGCCCGAGCAUCUGGCGCGCUUCCCCAAUGGCGCGAAUACUAAGAAGCGCAAGGCGGACGGGGAGCUGGACGUCCCGCGGCCGGCGAAGCGGCAGAGCACCGAGCCCGCCGCCGCGCCGCCGUUGAGUAAUGGAACGGCAGCGCAGGGGCAUCGUGUCUCGGUGGAGAGAGUGGGCGGGCAGCGGCCGAAGCUGCUGCUCAAGCUGAAUGUGGGCAGGGGCAAGUUGCCGCCCGGUUGAUUUCCAACCGCGGAAGAGGGCGAUAUCGUGCUGGGCGAUGCAGUAGCAUUGGUAGCGAGUUGAAGUGUGAGAUGGACUUGGUGGUUAUUUACAUGCGGGAUCGGUAUUGGUAUGCAUUACAUGGCGUUUUCUUUUUUUUUUUUAACGACUCUGGCACGUUUAUCGCUAGACAUUAGCACUUGGGGACUAGUAGUAGUAGCAUCUAGCGCACGGCGUUCGUCUUUGCGGGUGCGAUGGGAUAGGAUAGGAUAGGAUAGGAUAGGAUAGGAUAGGAUUAGGAUAGGAGAUACCCCUCCCUCGUAGGUUUUACUACUACUACUACGACUACUAUGUGAGUAGAUGUAUCGGAGACUUCAAUUUAAAAUAAUUUCUUUGUGG
Messenger RNA from Trematosphaeria pertusa, 4755 nucleotides. RefSeq lists its product as uncharacterized. Gene Ontology annotation, biological process: transcription initiation at RNA polymerase II promoter. NCBI's taxonomy places the organism in Eukaryota, Fungi, Ascomycota, Dothideomycetes, Pleosporales, Trematosphaeriaceae. The coding region runs from base 100 to 4377 and encodes 1425 amino acids. The record is from RefSeq and is a predicted model, not a curated record. The transcript has 2 exons. Gene Ontology annotation, cellular component: transcription factor TFIID complex. Gene Ontology annotation, molecular function: transcription cis-regulatory region binding; RNA polymerase II general transcription initiation factor activity; chromatin binding.